Anthonomus grandis grandis is the source of this 2351-nucleotide messenger RNA. RefSeq lists its product as uncharacterized. The coding region runs from base 373 to 1314 and encodes 313 amino acids. Gene Ontology annotation, cellular component: cytosol; P-body. NCBI's taxonomy places the organism in Eukaryota, Metazoa, Arthropoda, Insecta, Coleoptera, Curculionidae. The record is from RefSeq and is a predicted model, not a curated record. The transcript has 6 exons. Gene Ontology annotation, biological process: neurogenesis.
CGAAAACGACGCUCACCGGCGACAACGCUCGUUUCGCGCUUGCCUGCUGAAAAUUCAGCGGCCGCAGUCGGGAAUUGGGGACUGGGAACUGGAUAACUGAAAACUGCUGGAUUCUGUGACGGUAUAGAGACGGGGGUAACUAACAACCACUUUUUACCCCUAUCGGGUUAGAACUGUAUAACAAGGGUGACACAUUUUUUUGUGACAAAUUCCUGGUGUUAUGGCAUGUAUUGUUAUGUGUUUGUUAUAAGUAUAUAAAGCACUUUUGUUGCGCUUUUAACAGAAGAACCAGAGCCACCGAGGCACGAAAUUGUCGCUAAAAUAGCAUUGGAGAAAGCCCUUCCUACCAAUAGAUCUAAGAAAGAGGAUAAAAUGGUGCAAGUAACUUAUGAUCCAGAGGCUGAACAGCAACGACGUGACCAACAGACCGUCGGACGUUUGAAUAAUAAAAAUGUGACUGAAGAGCUAACGACUGAUAGGCCGAUGACCGUUACUGAAAAGGCUUAUCGGGUUGUGACUACAUCAAUGAUGAACGACCCUAUUCGGCAAACAGAUCCAAACGUCGCGCUCAAUCUCUUAGAGACCUCUUUAACGAAUAGAAACGUCCCGUUUGCAAAACAUUACAUUCAAAACAUGCACAGACUAAUAAAUAAAGAAAACGCUCUAAGAAUCCUUCUAAGUAUUGGUAGAUGGUUGCACUCCCCCGCAAUCGAUCAGCCCUUUAACUUUGAACCUUCUGCCCCACCUUUGGCCGACAAUGAAGAAGAAAUGAAUGACUUUUGGAUGAGGGAGCCUUUAGGGCGUCUUCGUGAAGACGUUCUAAAAGUAAUCGAUACAGAUGGGGAUUAUUUUUUAAAGCAUAAGUCGUUUUAUGAGCUUCACUACCACGAUGUAUUGGAUAUCGUUAAUAGUGAUAAUCUAUUUGUCUCCAGUGAGCUGCUGGUUUACAGUGCCGUUAUGAAAUGGGGAGUGGAGGAAUGUGAACGAAAGGAGAAGAUUAUUGAAGAUGAUAACAUGAAAGCUGUGUUGAAAGAUCUUCUUUAUGCUCCGAGAUACGGUUUACUAAAGAAAACCGAAUUUAAAACCCUAAUGCUCGGAGGCUACGGAGGUCCAGAUAGUGUAGGCAUCCAAACGGACAUGAACGACGCAAUCCUACACUACAUCAUCGAAAAAAGGAAAAAACGUCCAGUCAAAGAGUUACCACGAAAAAUGUCCAAGCCAAGACGACCAAGAGUUGACUUGGUCCAGACUCAACCUGUUAAGGAAAAAAUGAUUCUCAACUGCUUAACUUGUUUUACGGCUGUGUUUGAUUGAUGUUUAGUAUAUUGCUGUAGAUGUUUUUGUUGGCGAAAGUCCGAGUUGGCGAUCGAUUAAUAAUCAGAUAUGUCGCCAUCUUAGGAUAGAUUGAUGCCAAGAUGAUGAUGGCUUUAAAAGAAAGUAUAUUGGGUGUUGUCUUUAGAAAAGGUUUUAUUGUUGAUGUUAUAGGCAUAGAUCGAGUUUUAUUCUAUUGAGAGUUGGUUAUGUUGGAAUUACAUGAAAAUAGAUAAGGUUAUAUUGCGCUUAAUAUUUGGUAUAUGGAAGAAGGUUGGAUAUGAGUGUUACGGAGCAAAAAAACUAAACAGGGUGCUUCAGGUUUUAUAUUUUCCAAUAAUGAUCGGACUAGAUUUAAAUGUUAUAUAUAUUUUUAAUUGUAUUUUUUGUAUAGCCUAAUGGUGGAUAUUAGAAAGAACUUAAGUGUUUUUUUUUCAAAAUUAUUAUUAAUUUGUUACUUAGAAAUGUUUUAUAAGGUAUGGCAAACUGCAGAGAACCAUUGAGUUUUUUAAAAUAUAAAUUAUUCCUUGCUCAUUUUUAAAGCUAUUUGUAGCUUAUUAAGUAAACAAAUAAAUGGCAGUGAAAGAGGGACUAUUUAAUGUGGAUCGUUACGCAUCCACAUCACAUCACGUCAUUAAAUAGUAAUAUAUAAUAUAUAUUAAAAGUAUAUUAUAAGAAUAUACAUUUGUGCAUUAUUUUAAUACAUUAAAAACUAAUCUUUUUACAGGGUGAGUUGAUUUUAAAAGAAAAAUAAUUUUGUAAGAGAAGUAUAAAAAGUAACUGUGACCAAAACUAUGUUCAAUAUCAAUAUAUUUUUAUUUCAUAAAAAACAUAGCGAUAUUUCAAAUGAAUAAGUAAAAAAUAUACCAGAAUACCGAAAUACUAAGUAAUAUUAUAGGAUUUAUUAAUAUUUCAGGUAUUAUAUGCAGUAUUAAGUGGAGCAUGUAAAUGAAAUUUAAAAAGUAUAUUUGAAAUAUAAUAUUUAAGGUAACUAAUAUUUUUUAUUGUCACAAUUAUCUUUAUUUUAAUCACAGUAUUUU